Messenger RNA from Varanus komodoensis (Komodo dragon), 6106 nucleotides. RefSeq lists its product as uncharacterized. The coding region runs from base 545 to 3187 and encodes 880 amino acids. The transcript is spliced from 19 exons. Lineage: Eukaryota; Metazoa; Chordata; Lepidosauria; Squamata; Varanidae. The record is from RefSeq and is a predicted model, not a curated record.
GUCGCUCUGGCCCGAGCUCCUCUAUGGCACAGCACAUAGGCACGCCGGGAAAGCUGGAGGACUCGGCCCGAAGGCGGGAGGGAGGCAGGCGUGAGGCGGUAGAGCGUGCGCGAGAAGAGCGUCGCUUGUAGCGUAGCUCUGUGUGACCUUUUGUGUGGCACGGCCCGUGUGGGUGAGAUUUGUGCGUGCCUGCAGUCUGGGCUGCAAUGAAAAGGAUACCCAGCUCAGGGUCUUGUUUACAAAGUGUGUUGUAGGAACAACGUAACGCUGACUACGGCUGGAACCUGGUACCAACCUACCUGGAAAACAUUAUUGCCAAAUGCCUACCAAGCUGUUCUCAAGCCAAGCAAAUACUGUGUGCCCACCAGUGUGGUCCCAAGCCAGAAAAAAAUAAUGCCCACAGACAUCAGCCAAGGAAAUAAAUGUAGCCAAGGGGAAGAAUGCAACCAUGGCCAACUGGAGCAAAACAACUACUGUGACUGACAAGGGAAGGAGAGACAUACAGAAAUCCUGCAUCCUUCUCCUUUGUUGAUCAAUACAUAGGAUGCAACAAAACAAAACAAGGUAUAAAAUUUUAAAGGAAAAAAUGGCUGAAAUGCUGGAACAAGGACCUAUAUAUUUCUUUGACCAGCCCAAACCCAAAAGAAAAUGGCUUAAGAAAAUGGAACCAAGACUACAGCUUGCUGAUUUAAUUUCAGUCAGUGACAGUCUUCAUGAAACUAAGAAUUUUUACUGGAAUCCUGGAUGCACGGAGGGGCACAUGGAAGGAAAAGUGAAAAGCAAGAUAGCAAAGAAAGAUCGUGUUUGUCCUGAUACAUAUGGUCCUUCUGUAUCCCAAGCCACCUGUGAAGACCCUCUUGAUCAGUCUUCCAAAAUACCUUCAGAUUCACUUUCAGAAGUUUUCCUGUACUCAACCUCAUGGGAGGAAUACAAAUGCACGGCUGUUGCCAUAUUAUGUGAGCUAGAAGAAAUGCUGAACCAUUUUUCCAAGUCUAAGUUCAUUUUACCUCAGGGAAUUUUAAAUAUCUUGAACUACAGUUGGAAAGAACUUACUGAAAGUGUCUGGGAUAAUGAAAAAUCUUGGCAGGAACUAACAGGCAAAAGGCAAGCAUCAGAGGAGCCUAACAUGUUGUCAACCACAUCUAAAUCUACUGAUUAUGAGGUGGCAAAGAACAUCAAAAGAGGAAGCAGAAAAAGUCUUGGCUUUCCCACUGAUGUUGCAAAGCAAACAGAGAAUCCUGGGAUUCUGUUAAAGAGGACUGUAGUCUCACAACAAUAUGCAAAUAAUUCACCAGUUGCAAUCAGUUUUUCGCUGUCAUCAGAACUGUGUAAGGAAAGAGGUUGGGUUUUUCAACAUUCCGACUGUGACUCUAAAGACCCCAAAUGGAAAGUACCAUACAUCUGGGCAGUGGAAAGACUACAACUGGCUAAGAUCGAAACAACUGAACAGUUGUCUAUACUGAAAGAAUCUGGAUUUGACAAAUCAAUUAUUCUUCGUCAUUAUGGUGAUGUCAGAAAAGAAACCGUUCCAAAAAACAUCAAAGAGUGUAUCAGUACGACAAUCUCCUCAGAGGCUUUGUUUGAAAAACCUAAGUUGCCAGUGAUCAAGCAGAUUAAGUCAGUCUUUAAAAAACUGCACUAUAGACUAAUUGAUGGAUCAUCUUUGAUUUACUAUCCUUCUGGGAACAUUGCUGUCUGCCAGAGUUACUCUGGUCUUCCUGAUGGAGGUUUCUACACCAAUAUAUUUAAUAAUUUCCCUGACCGUGCUUUACUUGGAACAUUUACUCCAUUUGGACAUGGCAGUGUUUGCUUUCCUAACAGCAACAGCAUAGCAAUGAUAUUUAAUCAGGAAGGAGGCCUGGUGACUAACAAAGAUGGAGAAAUACUGCGCCAGUGGAAAUGGCCCGGAGCAGGAAAGCUUGAUGUUCCAGUUAUUGUACAAGUAAACCAAUAUAUCACUGUGAGGAUUGCAGGACGCUUUGCUGUUUGUUUGGUUUUCAAGUGUAAUCAGGAUACUGUGCGGUUGUCAUUGUCACCUGUACGAGCAGGGGCUGUUCCCCAGUUAGAAAAUCCAGAGACAAAAAUACCUGGCAUUCCAACAGGGGAUCAAGGCCAUGUGAAAGACCUGAAUGCUACAAUAGAACUAAGAAAGCUGAAGUGUAAAAUCAAGACCAUCUUGGAAGACUGGAUGAAAUGUUACUGGGUAGCUUUUGAAAUCAAGUCAUGUCAUAAACAAAGAACUUCAACCUUCCUUCAGAGAGGGGGACGGUGCAAAAUGCAGCUGGCUGAUGCUUCUCUAAAUCCCCAAAUAACACAGGGAGAAAAGAACAGCAAUAAGGCCUCUGUGUUGGACAAUCCAGUUCCAUUCCAGUCUGCUUCAGUUAGCAGGCAUUUAUUACAACACAAUGUAUCAUCUACUUCUUGCAGCCAUGUCUUCAAGUCACCCUUUCUCCACCAUCCCAGCAGCAAUGUUUCCCAAAGAGCUCCCCAUUUAUCAAGAAUAAUCUUCAGAACAAAUCAGUCAUUCAUUACUUGCUCCAGCUUAAAUAAAGAAAAACCCCAAAUCUCCCCUAAAACCAGUGACAGUGAAAAGGCAUGCUGUGCAUCCUACGCGGCCUGUCCUGUAGCUCUCCGAAAUACAAUGCUGGGAGGUGAAGUGAAGACUUGUAGAUGCAGCAGCCAUCAAAUUCCCUAUGUUACAGACCUGGAGUAUAAUGAGCUUAUUAACAACCAGGUCUCUUCCCCAGAGCAGAUCAUGGUGGUCUGUGUGACUGGCUCACUGAGAGCAACAGACCUUGAGGCCAGCAUGGACGAACACUUAGAGAAGCUCUAUGAGAGAAGGAACAAGAACAGGAGUAUGCCUUGCAUACAGGGUCGUUUGGACUCCUUUCGCCUGCUCAAAUAUGAUAUCAACUCUGCAGAUGAGUUCACAGAUCACUGUGGUCCGUUACUGAUGGAAAGGCAUAAUAUUAGUCCUGGUAUGGUUUUGAUGUACAUUCAAGGAAAGCUGCUCUUCGCUAACUACAUUUUCAACGGAUACAGCAAAUCAGUGAAAGACCUUCAGAAACAAUUUAUUCUAACCAGGAACAACUACAAUAGGGGCUACUAUUUACCUCCUGAUUACAGAUUCAGUUCUCUUGAAAAAAGCCUGCAGACUUACCCUGAAUAUACUCAAGCAAGCACUUGAGAAGAUAUUUCUAGAUACAUUUGUGAUGCCACUGGCAGGUAGUAGAAAAAAAAUUGUUUUCCUUUCCUUGAAUAAAAUUUCACAGGCUGCAGUCAGAAAAUAAUGAGCCUCUCAGUUUGCUACUGGACACCAUUGGGUCCCUUCAAAUUUGGACAUCUUAUCUUUCAAGAUGACUCAAAUCAGAAGAAUUCUGAAGGUAGAAUUAAAACCAAUGAUUUAUAAAGUAAUGUCUAGCAUGACCAACCAGACUUUUAUCUGAGGCACUUUGCUGCUACCAAAAAUGAUGAUGAUGAUGAUGAUGAUGAUGAUAAACCCAAGGCAUGAAGCAAGAGUGAAGGUGCUCUCAGGUGCAAUGUUGAUCAUUUGUUUCAAGACAGCCAAUCAUCACAGGGUCAUUGGCGCAUUUAGAACAAAUUGUUUAGGAUAACAGUAUUUUUAUAGUGAAUAAACUAUGUCAUAAAUGGAAGAUACUCCAAAAAGCUGGUGCAAAUCAGAGUAAAUUCUCUUUAGGAAAAGUGUCUAAACACAGUUUUGUACUAAUAGUUGGAGAGCUUCCUUGUCAUUGUGAGCAUUGCUAGACUGGCACAGUAUGGAGCAAUUGCCUGCAGAUCAGGCAUAUGAUGACUAUAUGUCUAUAGUUGGAAUUACUAAUCUGAAAUGGUUAUGAUGUUAAGAGACAUGCACACAGCUGAAAUUACUGAGAUUCCUCCCCAGUUUUUCUGCUAUUCUUUAUAGCUUUCCCAUCUUAGAAAAGGAUUUGCAGAUUUUUGCACAAAAUAGUUUAAAAGCAGAAUAUGGAACUAUUUUUGCCCACUUUCUCAAGCUUUUUGAGCUCAGUUUAAACUGCACUUGGGAGCUCUGUGGGGCAUUUCCUGCUUAAGAGCCUACAUUAACAUUUUCUGAGAAUUUUUAAGGCUCUACAGUAAUAUUCUUAGGAAAUUCUCAUAGGUACACUUGUUAAGAUUUGUGGAUAUAUUGAUGCUGUAUAUUUGCACAUUUUGCUUAGUUUUUAAUUUUGAAAUAUAUCAUGAGUCAAAGUAUUCAUAAGUUUGAAUUAUUCAGCUUCUAUAAUGGAGAUACCUGCUCUGGAAAACAGAAACAAUUACACUGAUAUUGAGUUCCAACUUGAUGAACACCUGUUCGAGCCAGGAUGGACCACUGGUGUUGAAACAAUAUAUUUGAACUGCCUGAAAACCCAUCAUAAACUGCAGGAACACCACUACAUAACAGUGAAAAAUAGCAGUGACAAAAUAUUUGGGGAGAAAACACAUGGUGGUGAGAUUCUGCUUUUUUCUGAAGUCUGAAAUUGAUGUUUGAAGGGAAACUAAAAAACAGCAUAAGAGCUUGAAUUAGGCUACUAUUUAAGGUUCUGCAGGCAGUCCCUGGGUUAUGAAUGUUUGAGUAACAAAUCACCCAUACUUACGAGUGAACUGCCAUAAAGCCUAUCAAUUAAAAAAAUUGAGUUAAAGGCCUACUGCAGGAAAUUGUCAUCACCAUAGAGAGAGAGGAAGCAAAAGGGGAGAGAGGGAGGCCCCCAAAGCAGGUCUUCCCAUCCUGCCCAUCUGGAGAGGGAAAUUGCUCUGGCAUUUUCUUGUUGCAAUGAGGAAGGCAUUGGUGAUUGGGCAGGCGGGGCGGAUGGUGUUGAGGUACAUAUAAGGCUCCAUCUUUGGAGGCUUAUGAGCAUCAAGGGCAGAGGAUACUGGAUCAUGCUCUUACCAAAUAUCCAUAUACAUUGCUGCAGCUGCAUUAAUUAUAGGUUACUUCAUGUUCUAAAAGAGUGGGUUUAUGCAUUGUAAUUAUGUACUAUGCCUAAAUAAUAUAACAUUUGUUUAUGUGCUGAUUAUUUCAAAUUAAUUGAGUUUUUCUUCCCAAUGGACAAAAUCUAAUUUGUGGCACAAUCUCAGGAAUGUCUACUCAGGGGUAGGCCCUCUGAUUCAAUAGUAUGUAUUCCUGUCCUGCAUGUUUAGGACUGAAGCCGUAGGUACUUUGGAAUAAACUGAUAAGUUGAUGCAUAUCUACUGUUAGGGUUAUGAUCUAAUGGCUCUGCUAGUCACCCUCCCCCACCCCCCAAAUGCAGAGAAGUUGUGGACAUCCAAUGGAAGGCAGAAGAAACGUGGAGGCAAGGAUUGCCUCUCUCAGAGCUCCUCCCACCCCCCACAACAUUUAGAUUGCCAAUUUGGGAGGCCAAAGGAUUAUCUAGAGCUCCUGCUUGCAAGUUCUGCAAUAUGAGGGCUCCAAAGGCCAAGGCACUGUAGUGCCCCACCUUUGCAGUCAAUGCAGAAGUGCACCAGCUACCUCCCUGUGGAGGCACUUGGGCUUGGAAAGGAGGCAAAGGGGGCAUGCCGGGGGUGAAAAGGUGAGAAAGUUGGGGCUGAUGGCAUAAGUCAUUCCAAAAAGAGCUGCCUAGAUGAAAUACAAGCCAUGUGGAAAUACAGUAGUGGAGAUCACUGCUGCAGUGGUGUCUUGCUUCAUGCCUUAGACCCACAAAAGCCUCUGAGCUUGUAGAUUUUCAUUAGAGGACAUUAGAUUAUGCCCUAAGUGUUUUGCCGCCAUUCAUUAGGAAGAAGAAGGGCUGAGGCACCACCAAGAUUCCUCAUAUUCCAGCAGAGCCUUGCUUAUCCUGUUCUCCAAGACCCUCCCUCUGCCUCCAGUGCUGGCUCUUCAUCUCCUUUGCAACUUCAGACCUGCCACUGGCAUGGAAAGAACUGCAUGAGCUGCAAGGAAAAAGGAAGACUUCCUGGGCUGGUGCUACAGCUAUUUUUAUUGUCAUUUAGACAGUGUCUAGCAGCCACAGGACCGUGCCCUAGUUAUAGCUUUAACUGUAUGAAUAAAAUUAAAGCAUAAACACUAUUAAAUUGUAUAAGUAUAGCAAGUCACAAUAUAAUAUGCUAAAUGAUAUAUAAAAUAUGUUUUAAAAGU